This is a messenger RNA of Phyllostomus hastatus (greater spear-nosed bat), 2392 nucleotides long. It is a transcript of the gene CCDC138, whose product is annotated as coiled-coil domain containing 138. Lineage: Eukaryota; Metazoa; Chordata; Mammalia; Chiroptera; Phyllostomidae. The record is from RefSeq and is a predicted model, not a curated record. The transcript is spliced from 15 exons. Bases 42 to 2057 code for a protein of 671 amino acids.
UUUGGACGCUGUUCCCGGGGAGACAACGGUAGCUUCACACGAUGGAGCCAAGGCUUGUCAAACCACCUGGACAGGAUUUCGCUGUGGAGCGUCUCAAAAGCCGCUACGGAUUAGGGGGCUGCUGCUCAGCGGAGCAUGCUUUUUCGGAUUUUGAUCAGGCUAAAUGUAAGAGAUCUCUAACCUCCCCAGGUAAGCCGAUAGAGGAUUUUUUGGCUAUCUACUCAUCUGGAGAUAAAAUUAUUUCCUCAUUAAGAUGGUAUUCUGAUAAAAGAAAGCAUUCCACGAUACCACCUUGUAGUUCAUUGAAGCACUUCAACAUGAACAACCUAGAUGAACUGGAUUCUUUUCAUAAUUUGAAGCAAAGGGAAACAAAAGAAGAGUUAAUUGAAACUGGUCAUAGAGUUAAUAGCUUCAAAAUAACCAAGCAAUCUUUUAAAGAAAUAGAAGCAGUUGCCUGGCCAUCUAAUUUGGCCUCAAAUUCAAGAAAUUGGACUGAAUGUUGUAGUGAUGCAAGUUACUCUCCUUUGAAACAUGUCAGCUCUCCAACAUUUAAAGCACCAAAUAAGCAGAGUUUACUUCCGCAUCAGAUCAAUCAGAUAUAUGAUGAAUUAUUCCAAAUUCAUCAGAAACUGCAGUGUGAAACUUCAGCACAACAGAAAUUUGCUGAAGAACUUCAAAAGCGAGAACGUUUUUUAGUUGAAAGAGAACAACUGCUGUUCAGACAUGAAACUGCUUUGAGUAAAAUGAAAGGAAUGGAAGAAGAGGUACUUGCAAAAUUUCAGAUUAUAAAGGAGCAACAUGAUGCAGAAGUUGUACACUUAACUGAAGCUCUUAAGGAAAAAAACAGAGAAUGCAAGAGGCUAAGGUCUUCUUUUGAUACUUUGAAAGAAUUAAAUGAGUACUUAAAAAAACAGUUAAAUGAAGUAAAUGAUGAAAAUAGGAAGAUGGAGAUUCAGGCUAAAAGAGUUCAAGCGCGUUUAGAUAAUUUACAGAGGAAGUAUGAGUUUAUGACAGUACAGAGAUUGAAAGGAAAUUCCCAUGCUGCUCAUGAAAUAAAAAGUUUAAAACAAGAAAAAAUACCAGUUUCGAAAACAUGUAAGGUACAACUUAAUGCACAAGUUUAUGAACUUUUAACUAUCUUCAUGGACUGGAUAUCAGAUUAUUACCUUAGCAAAUUGAAAAGUGAAGGAUCUGGAAUGGGUGGUGAAAGUCCUGUACUAAAAUUUGCUUCUCAGAGAAAUGAUAUUCAGGAGAAGUGUGUAAAGCUUUUGCCAGUGAUGACAGAGCAGCUACAGUGGAUGCCAUUUGUGAAUUCCAAACUUCAUGAGCCAUUUUUAAAAUUUAUAUAUUGGUCUCUACGGCAACUAGAAGCUGGAACACUGCAUUCAACUAUGACAUCAACACUGAGGAGACUGGGUGAAGACAUAUUCAAAGGAGUAGUAACUAAGGCAAUUCAGGAUAAUUCUUCAGAGCAUUCUAUGGAGAAUAAACCAAAGACAGCUGCUUUCUUUAGGAGUUCCAAUUUGCCAUUAAGAUUUUUAUCAACUUUAAUUAUUCUCAAAACAGUCACUCAAGCUGACUACCUGGCUCAGGCAUUUGAUUCUCUUUGUUUGGAUUUAAAGACAGAUGAAGGAAAAGUCUUAUUUUUAGAGUAUCAAGCAGUUCCAGUAAUAUUAAACCACCUACGGAUAUCCAGUAAAGGCCUCUUAUCCAAUGUCAUUGAUAGUUUGCUUCAGAUGACGGUGGAAUCCAAAUCCUUGCAGCCCUUCUUGGAAGCCUGUAGCAACAAUUUAUUUUUUCGUACUUGCUCUGUGCUGCUUCGGACCCCUAAGCUUGAUCUCCAAAUACUAGAAAAGCUCAGUAUUAUUCUACAGAAACUUUCAAAAAUCAAGAGUAAUAAAAAGUUCUUUGAACUUUUUACAAUUCAUCUGAUGCUUCAGGAAAUACAAAGAACCACACAUCCAGAGCAUGCCUUUCUCUGUAUUAAUUUAAAUUCAACUCUGUUUAAUUUGGGUUUAACGAAAUACAAUUCCCUGGCCUCCAAUGGAAGCCAUUAGACAGGCUUUAUUAUUAUUUCAUAUAUAUUACAUAUGUGUUGCUUAUUUGUAAGAUUGCAAAAAUCAUCAAACUAAAAGUGUACCAAGUGAAGUUUUCAGUAGCAUCAUUUAUCAUGAAAAAUAAAGUAAAAAUUUUUUUAACUUUAAAAAUAAAAUCUAUAGAAGCUCUGAAAUUUAUGGAAUGUUAUAGUUCAACUAAGGCAGUACUAAUGUGCAAAAUAGAAUUUCCAGAAUUAAUAACACUGGGGUUAUUUUUUGUAACUGCUUUAGAAAAGUUCUUAAAAAUUAUGUGAUUAUUUGGAAUAAAACUGGUGUUUAUGUUGAACAGCGUUAAA